CAAUUUUUUUGUCAUUGUCCCAUUGCGGUCACGUGAUCUUCUUGAAAUAGGCGUGACCUUCUAUUGCGUACAAUAGUUGGCCUCGUGUGAACGCUGCUCUAUUUUUUAACCUUAAUUGAACAUUCCUAGUUUUGGAAAAUAGCUUUGUUUCAAAGCUAACAAUAUGCAAGCAAUUUGUUUAAACAUUCCUAGGGCGUUCAGAAGCACUUCACAAAUUCGACGGUCGGAUUAUGAACAAAUCAAUGACGGAAUGGGCUCCCAAUUUUUGUCAUUAAAAUUUAUCAUAUUAUACUGUUUUGGCUUGAUCUCCAUUUUCUCGGGGAUGGCAGCAAUUGCUUAUGGAUAUACUAUCCCUGGUUCUCUACUCAUUCUUAUGAUUCCCACGGGCUGUUGUUUAUAUUGGCCAUUGAAGUCUUUGAACUGGAGCAGAUAUUGCCGCUGUUUGAGAGGAAUCUGUUGUUUCGCACCUGUUGAUAUAGAGACGCCAAAUCAACCGACGACACCGCAAGUGCUUACAGAUUCCUCGACGCCUCCACAGUCGCUUGCAGAUUGACCUGACGCUGCAGCAACCUCUUACAGAUUCACAUGUUGUGGAAUCUGCAAGCGCUGCCAGACAAAGCGGUUGAGUAGCAGCUUAUUCAUGAUCUCCUAAAAGAUUAAUGAUUGCCGUCCAAAAGGCAAUCAAUACUCCAAUGUCAAAUGAAAUUUUAUUUUUUAACUGUUAACUUCUUUAAUGUUUCAAUGUAUAUAUUAAACCGACUUAACACUUUUUAG
Molecule: messenger RNA, 774 nt
Organism: Argiope bruennichi
Lineage: Eukaryota; Metazoa; Arthropoda; Arachnida; Araneae; Araneidae
Exons: 3
Coding region: 164-553 (129 amino acids)
Source: RefSeq, a predicted model, not a curated record